Messenger RNA from Oncorhynchus keta (chum salmon), 2221 nucleotides. RefSeq names its product cyclin C (gene ccnc). Bases 141 to 992 code for a protein of 283 amino acids. Lineage: Eukaryota; Metazoa; Chordata; Actinopteri; Salmoniformes; Salmonidae. The transcript has 12 exons. The record is from RefSeq and is a predicted model, not a curated record. Gene Ontology annotation, molecular function: cyclin-dependent protein serine/threonine kinase regulator activity. Gene Ontology annotation, cellular component: nucleus; mediator complex. Gene Ontology annotation, biological process: positive regulation of transcription by RNA polymerase II.
CUGAUUGGUAGGGUAGGCGGGCCUUCUGACUUUGUGGGUGUGGUACCUAGUGACACACCCCAUUUGGUCUUCGUUUGACAAAAUUUUCAAGACAAAUGAACAGAAUUUAAAGUUGCGUUUUCUACCUCAACUAUUAAGCCAUGGCGGGGAACUUCUGGCAGAGCUCGCAUUAUUUGCAGUGGGUCCUGGACAAACAGGACCUGAUGAAGGAGCGUCAGAAGGAUAUGAAGUUUAUGAAUGAGGAGGAGUACUGGAAACUGCAGAUCUUCUUUGCCAAUGUCAUCCAGGCCCUGGGUGAACACCUGAAGCUCCGUCAGCAGGUCAUCGCUACAGCAAUCGUCUACUUCAAACGUUUCUAUGCCAGGUACUCCCUGAAGAGUAUAGACCCGGUGCUCAUGGCUCCUACAUGCGUGUUCCUGGCUUCUAAAGUGGAGGAAUUUGGUGUUGUUUCAAACACUCGUCUGAUCUCUGCAGCUACGUCCGUGUUAAAAACCCGAUUUUCCUAUGCCUUCCCAAAGGAGUUCCCUUAUAGAAUGAACCAUAUAUUAGAAUGUGAGUUCUACCUACUGGAGCUCAUGGACUGCUGUUUGAUAGUCUACCACCCCUACAGACCCUUGCUGCAGUAUGUGCAGGACAUGGGGCAGGAGGACAUGCUACUGCCGUUGGCCUGGAGAAUAGUGAAUGACACGUAUAGGACAGACCUCUGUCUACUCUACCCUCCCUUCAUGAUCGCUCUAGCCUGUCUGCAUGUUGCCUGUGUGGUGCAGCAGAAGGACGCCAGGCAAUGGUUCGCUGAGCUCUCUGUAGACAUGGAGAAGAUUCUGGAGAUCAUCCGAGUCAUCCUAAAGCUUUAUGACCAGUGGAAGAACUUUGACGAAAGGAAGGAGAUGGCUGUUGUGAUCCACAAGAUGCCUAAACCCAAGCCUCCUCCCAACAGUGAGAAUGACCAGAGCUCUAAUGGGAACCAGAACAACUCCUACAGCCAGUCAUAGGCAACGAGAUGGUAUCCAUGGACAGGGUGCAGGGGGAAACUUAUGUCGCACAAUACCGUGGUGUGACAUCAGAGACAAAUCAUAUGUAUUUCAACAGGGUACCAAAAAAGCCCAAACCCUCUUUUCUGAUAUGGUUAUCCCAACCAGAAGACCAAGUCUGCACACGCUCAGUCCGCCUUUGCUCAUACGAUAACUCAUCAGAGAGAUGGCCACAGGAAUGCUGGCAUCAGUCAAUCGGUGCCAGCAGUCAUGUGUUGCCACGUUACUCCGUCUCUCAACAGUUAACUUUAUGGACCUAAAGCAAACUGCAAGAAACAGGAGGAUGUAGGCAGGGAUGGGGGGGGACUUUGAGUUGUGAUUAUCCUGACAUCCUUGAACUCUCUCAGGGAUCAGUCAUGUAAUAUGGAGCUCCGUGGGACCAGAGAACUUGACCAUUAGUAGUGCGUGCGUGAUUGAGUUUCCCAUUUUGAUAGUUGCUUCAUUCCUCAGGGAUAAUAGUAGUCCUUUAUACUGGUAUCUGUAAGAUGAUUGUACCCUGUACUGUUUUCGAUGCGAUCUGAUAGGAUGUAAGGCUGUUUGAUUGUUACCCGAUUGGAUGUCCUGCUAUCUGAGGUCUACAUUGAUUGGUUGCAGAGUUUAGCAGGUGAAGUCACGGGCGAGAAUGUAAUUUCCAGGGGUGCACACUAGAUUCAGAUGUCUUCAUUUACUGUUAUAUCUCCUGCCCAGCCCAUCUCCAACCUUUGCAAAUAGCCUUACGCUUAUCUUUAUUCCUUUUAUGUUAAUCUUUUGUGUUUCGCUUGAUGAGCAAAUUUGCAUGGGUAGAAAUCAUGAACUGUAUUAGCUAAGUCUGCUUCAAGUAAAAGUGCUCAAAUGUGUUUACUAUCAUGAUUAAAAAAAAACACAAAAAAAACAUUGUCUAAGGACCACAUUUAUUUGUUUUUGGUGGGGAGGGAAGGUUGUAUUUUAGCCUUUUUAUUGCAUAUUGAAUCAGUCCUACAUUUGCCAGGUCCAGUGUUACUUAUUGUCUGCACCUGCUGUCUAUUACAUCAAAUUUAAGUGUCACAAUACCUUUGUGCAUAUUUACUUGUGGAUAUUGAUAUAUUGUCUGUGCCGUAAAUAAUACAGUGGGAGUGAUUAGUGUUUGGGGUUGAGUUUCUCUUGUUAUGUCUGUCCAGAACCAGGUGCUUGAAUGCCUUACAAAAUAAAGCUGCUUGUCAAGGGACUUCAGA